CCCCCCUUUCCCCUUUCCCCUCGAACCUCAAACCUCUCUCCUCUACUUCUUCGCCCUACCAAAAAUCACACUAUCCUUCUGAGAUCUCCAGAUCCGAUCCCUCCAUCGACCAACAAUGGCGGCAACCACCCCCUCCCCCCGCGAAGAGAACGUCUACAUGGCCAAACUCGCCGAGCAAGCCGAGCGCUACGAGGAGAUGGUCGAGUUCGUCGAGAAAGUCUCCGCCUCCGCCGAUAAAGAGGAGCUCACCGUCGAGGAGCGCAACCUCCUCUCCGUUGCCUACAAGAACGUCAUCGGUGCCCGCCGUGCCUCCUGGCGCAUCAUCUCCUCCAUCGAGCAGAAGGAGGAGAGCCGCGGCAACGACGACCACGUUGCCACGAUCCGUGACUACCGAUCCAAGAUCGAGACCGAGCUCUCCAACAUCUGCGACGGCAUUCUCAAGCUCCUCGACUCCAGGCUCAUCCCCUCCGCUGUCGCCGGCGAUUCCAAGGUCUUUUAUCUCAAAAUGAAGGGCGAUUACCACCGUUAUCUUGCCGAGUUCAAGACCGGCGCCGAGCGCAAGGAGGCCGCCGAGAGCACCCUCUCCGCCUACAAGGCCGCUCAGGACAUUGCCAAUGCCGAACUGGCACCAACACACCCAAUCCGCCUGGGGUUGGCUCUCAACUUCUCUGUGUUUUACUAUGAGAUUCUGAACUCUCCCGACCGCGCCUGCAAUCUCGCCAAACAGGCUUUUGAUGAGGCGAUCGCAGAGUUGGACACUCUCGGAGAGGAGUCAUACAAGGACAGCACUUUGAUAAUGCAGCUUCUCCGUGAUAACCUGACCCUGUGGACCUCUGACAUGCAGGAUGAUGCAGCUGACGAGGUUAAAGAAGCAGCAGCACCCAAGCCCACCGAAGAACCAAAGCAGUGAGCAACAUUCAUUGCUGCAAAUUAGGGUUGAGCUUCUCCUCUAUAUGUUUUUAAUAGGAGAAGGUAAUCCUGGCUAAUUCAAAUCCUAUUCCGAUUCUAGGCAUUCUUGUCCUUCCAAUUCAAUGGUUGACAAACACCGGUCUUUUCUUUUCCUUUAUUUUUUUUCUCCUUUUUAAUUAGUUUGUUUUUUCAGUUCUGUGUUUUCGAAUUGGGAUUUGAAAUAUCUGUCUUGAAUUUCCAUCAUGUUUGAUUAAUAUCGCAUAUAAUUUUAUUCGUCAUUGAUGUCUUUGGGUUA
This is a messenger RNA of Malus domestica (apple), 1204 nucleotides long. Its product is annotated as 14-3-3-like protein. NCBI's taxonomy places the organism in Eukaryota, Viridiplantae, Streptophyta, Magnoliopsida, Rosales, Rosaceae. Gene Ontology annotation, biological process: signal transduction; intracellular protein localization. The record is from RefSeq and is a predicted model, not a curated record. Gene Ontology annotation, cellular component: cytoplasm.